Fraxinus pennsylvanica is the source of this 354-nucleotide messenger RNA. The record is from the annotation of a GenBank genome assembly. NCBI's taxonomy places the organism in Eukaryota, Viridiplantae, Streptophyta, Magnoliopsida, Lamiales, Oleaceae.
AUGUGGAAAAUUUACUCCAUUAUCAGCAACCCGUGCCUAAUGGAAGAAAUAGAUUAUGUUCCCGUUUUAGAGUGCCUCAAAGGGGGUGUUGAAGCUUUUGCCAGAAAGGACAGUUUGAUCCUUCAAGGGGAUGGUAUAAAUAAUGUAUUUAACAGAGGAUAUGGUCGUCCCAAGGAAAAAAAUACUAUAGGUUUCAUGCAUGACAGUGGCACCGGUAAAGCUCAAGAAAUCAUUGAUGUUCAAGAAAGUGGUCGGACUGCAAAAAUGCAUAUCCCUUUCUCCUUGCCAUCAAAGUGUAGCUCCUUGACAGAUCUCAAGGAUACAUAUAUAUCACAUAGCGAAGGAUCAGCAUAG